CCCGGGUGGAACCUGCCGCACGGAGCCGGGAUAGUCUGCCCUGCGCGCCCCGAGAGGGAGCCGGAGCCGGGGACUGGAAGCCCCUAUCCAUGGCCGGGUCCCCCCGCCGCGCCGAGGGCCGGCGACUGCAGCUGCCCCUGCUGUGCCUCCUCCUCCAGGGCGCCACCGCCAUCCUCUUUGCCGCCUUUGUCCGCUACAACCCCGAAACCGAUGCCGCGCUCUGGCACUGGGGCAAUCACAGUCACGCGGACAACGAAUUUUACUUUCGCUACCCAAGUUUCCAGGACGUGCACGCCAUGGUGUUCGUGGGCUUCGGCUUCCUCAUGGCCUUCCUGCAGCGCUACGGCUUCAGCAGCGUGGGCUUCACCUUCCUCCUGGCCGCCUUCGCCCUGCAGUGGUCCACGCUCAUCCAGGGCUUCCUGCACUCCAUGCACGGGGGCCGCAUCCGUGUGGGCGUGCAGAGCAUGGUCAACGCGGACUUCUGUGCGGGGGCUGUGCUCAUCUCCUUCGGCGCCGUCCUGGGCAGGACUGGGCCUGCUCAGAUGCUGCUCAUGGCCCUGCUGGAGACCGUACUGUUCGGGAUCAAUGAGUUUGUGCUCCUCAGCCUCCUGGGGGUGAAGGACGCAGGAGGCUCCAUGACUAUCCACACCUUCGGGGCCUACUUUGGGCUGGUCCUCUCUCGGGUCCUCUACCGGCCUCAGCUGGAGAAGAGCAAACAUCGCCAGGGCUCCAUCUACCAUUCCGACCUGUUUGCCAUGAUUGGCACCAUCUUCCUGUGGGUCUUCUGGCCCAGCUUCAACUCGGCGCCCACCGUGCUGGGGGACGGGCAGCACCGGACAGCGCUCAACACGUACUACUCCCUGACGGCGAGCACCCUCAGCACCUUUGCCUUGUCAGCCCUGGUCGGGGAGCGGGGCCGGCUGGACAUGGUCCACAUCCAGAAUGCUGCGCUGGCCGGAGGGGUUGUGGUGGGGACAGCAGGUGAAAUGAUGCUGACGCCCUUUGGGGCCCUGGCAGCUGGCUUCCUGGCUGGGACGGUCUCCACGUUGGGAUACAAGUUCUUCACGCCCAUCCUCGAGGCAAAAUUCAAAGUCCAAGACACAUGUGGUGUCCACAACCUCCACGGGAUGCCUGGAGUCCUGGGAGCCCUCCUGGGGGUCCUUGUGGCUGGGCUGGCCACCCACGAAGCUUAUGGAGAAGGCCUGGACAGCGUGUUUCCGCUCGUAGCCGCGGGCCGGCGCACCGCCACGUCCCAGGCCAUCUACCAACUCUUCGGGCUGUUGGUCACACUGACAUUUGCUUCCGUGGGUGGGGGCCUCGGAGGCCUCCUGCUGAAGCUGCCCUUCCUGGGCUCCCCUGCGGACUCCCAGUGCUACGAGGACCAAGUUUACUGGGAGGUGCCUGGGGAGCAGGAGGAGGAAGCCCAGGGCCCUCUGAGGGCAGAGGAGCCAGACAGCCGGGCCUGACUUGCUUCCAGCCCUGAGAGAGGACGCCCUGCGUUUAGAAGAUGCUGACGGGUGACCGGCGACCGGCGACCGGCUACCGUAGGGAAGUUCUUUUCUAGCUCCUGUCCCUCCUGCUGCAAGAAAGGCUGAGAGCCGUCUGCGGCCCUGGGGACAGGGCGGUGGAAGGUGGGCAGAUGGGGGCCGCACCUGGCCGAGGUCGAGGGAGAUCUCACCCCUCCCCCCACUGGCCUGUCUAGUGAGGCAGCUGAAGCAGCCGUUUCAGCACGGUGUGCGCCAGGCAGGCUGUCGGGGUGAUAAACACCACCCACACCAAGGA
Mustela lutreola (European mink) is the source of this 1782-nucleotide messenger RNA. RefSeq names its product Rh family B glycoprotein (gene RHBG). The record is from RefSeq and is a predicted model, not a curated record. Gene Ontology annotation, cellular component: plasma membrane. Gene Ontology annotation, biological process: ammonium homeostasis; ammonium transmembrane transport. The coding region runs from base 90 to 1466 and encodes 458 amino acids. Lineage: Eukaryota; Metazoa; Chordata; Mammalia; Carnivora; Mustelidae. The transcript has 10 exons. Gene Ontology annotation, molecular function: ammonium channel activity.